Molecule: messenger RNA, 5597 nt
Organism: Candoia aspera
Lineage: Eukaryota; Metazoa; Chordata; Lepidosauria; Squamata; Candoiidae
Gene: INF2
Product: inverted formin 2
Exons: 23
Coding region: 137-4303 (1388 amino acids)
Biological process (GO): actin cytoskeleton organization
Molecular function (GO): actin binding; small GTPase binding
Source: RefSeq, a predicted model, not a curated record
CCGAAAGGCGUUUGCGGGAAGCCGGGGGCAGAGGAUGCUGUUCUGGUGAUCCGGGGCUGGAAGCGGCAGGCCGUGAAAAAGGAAGGAGAGAAGAGUGGAAGAGAAAGAAGAGAAGCGGUAGGAGCAACCUGCCAAAAUGUCUAGCAAGAAAGAGAAUGCACACAAGAAAUGGAGUGUCUUGAAAGAAAGGCUGGGGUCCCAGGAUUCGGAUCAAACAGAAGCCAACCUGGAAAACGCAGAGCCAGAGCUCUGCAUUCGUCUCUUGCAGAUCCCUUCAGUGGUGAAUUACUCGGGGCUCAAGAAACGGCUGGAAAGUAGUGAUGAUAGCUGGAUGGUCCAGUUUUUGGAGCUCUGUGGACUGGAUCUACUCUUAGAAGCCCUAGACAGACUGUCGGGGAGAGGAGUUUCUAGGAUCUCAGAUGCCCUCCUGCAGCUGACAUGCAUCAGCUGUGUGCGGGCAGUAAUGAACUCUCAGAAGGGCAUUGAAUAUAUCGUGAGCAAUGAAGGUUAUGUCAGGAAACUCUCCCAAGCACUGGACACUUCAAAUAUCAUGGUCAAAAAGCAAGUGUUUGAACUCCUGGCUGCUCUCUGCAUUUAUUCACUUGAGGGACAUGCUCUGGCUUUGGAUGCUCUAGACCAUUACAAGACUGUGAAAAACCAACAGUACCGGUUCAGCAUCAUUAUGAAUGAGCUCUCAGUCACAGACAAUGUGCCCUACAUGAUAACACUCUUGAGUGCCAUCAAUGCAGUUAUAUUGGGAACAGAGGAACUGAGAGGGAGGAUGCAGCUCCGGAAUGAGUUCAUUGGUCUCCAGUUGUUGGAUAUUUUAACCAAACUGCGAGACAUAGAAGAUGAGGACCUGCUUAUCCAGUGUGAGACAUUUGAGGAGGCUAAGACUGAAGAUGAUGAAGAGUUGUUGAGAAUAUGUGAUGGGAUUGAUAUGAACAAUCAUCAAGAGGUUUUCUCUUCUCUGUUCAACAAAGUGAGCAGCUUCCCAGUCUCCAUUCAACUGCUGUCCAUCCUCCAGAGCCUCUUGCAUCUCGAACCUUCUCAUCGCUCCAGCCUAUUGCUCUGGGAAUCCUUAGAAAUCUUAGUAAGCAGAGCCAUCUUGCUUGCUAAUGACAUACAAGAUAACAGCGUGGAAGAAGUCAUGGAGAGAUUGUUGUCCGUCAAGAAACACCCCAGGGAAAGAGAUUCAGAUUCCCAAAGAGCAGCCAACAAGCUGAACGAAAGCACUCAGACCAGUGAAGAUUUGGGGCAGUGCCCAAAGGCCACCCAGAGCUCUUCUCCAAGAACCUGCUCUUCCAACACCUCACUUGAUACAGAACCACUCAGUGUGCCUGAGAAGGUUGCAUCCUCCCACUUUGAGCUCAGCUCAGCUUUGCCAGAACAGAAUGCAGCUUCAGCUACUCCUGCUCCAGUGUCACCACCUCCCUCUCCCCCUCCCCUCCCUGGAACAUCAGACAUGUUGCCACAACAGCCAUCUCCUCCACCUCUGAUACAAAUGCCACCAUCAGUUCCCACGUGGCCUGGUGAGGCAGCAAUCCCUCCCCCUCCUCCUCUGCCCAACAUGACAGGGAUCCCUCCCCCUCCCCCUCUGCCUGGGAUGACAGGGAUCCUUCCCCCUCCCCCUCUGCCUGGGAUGACAGGGAUCCCUCCCCCUCCCCCUGGGAUGACAGGGAUCCCUCCCCCUCCCCCUCUGCCCGGGAUGACAGGGAUCCCUCCCCCUCCCCCUCUGCCCGGGAUGACAGGGAUCCUGCCCCCUCCUCCUCUGCCCAUUAUGGUAGGGGCAUUCCCCACACGUCUAUCAGCGAUCCCUACCAUGCCACCACCCCCUCCCCCACUGCCUGGCAUGGUAGGGGUCCCUCCCCCUCCCCCUCUUCCUGGUACUGCAGGAGUACCACCUCCUCCUCCACCAGUCCCAGGCAUGCCACCUCCUCCUCCCCCACUGCCUGGGAUGGAAGGGCUACCACCUCCUCCCCCACUGCCAGGCAUCCCACCUCCUCCACCUCUAGAAGGCAAUGUAGAGGAAAUUGUGCCUGUGUGGGUUAACACCGUUAGCUAUGCCACAUCUUUCCCUAAAAGAAUGAAGACGCCAACACUAAGGAUGAAGAAACUGAACUGGCAGAAGCUCCCCUCCAAUGUGGUGAGAGAGAGUCACUCCAUGUGGGCAUCAGUAACAAGAAAGAGUGAAGAAUCCAUCGAGCCAGAUUACACUAGAAUAGAACAGUUGUUUUGCUUCCCACAAAGCAAGCCCAAAUCAAAGGAAGUGACACCAGUGAAGACAGAACCAAAAGAGAUCACAUUUCUAGAUUCCAAAAAGAGUCUUAAUUUGAACAUAUUUUUAAAGCAAUUUAAGUGCACAAAUGAGGAGGUGGUUAACAUGAUUCAGAAAGGUGACAGAACGAAGUUUGACGUUGAAGUUCUCAAGCAGCUACUUAAACUCCUACCGGAAAAACACGAAAUAGAAAACUUGAAAUCUUUCAAAGAAGAAAAGGAAAAAUUAGCAAAUGCAGAUCAGUUCUAUCUUCUACUCCUUGGAGUUCCUAGCUACCAGUUGCGGAUUGAAUGUAUGCUGAUGUGUGAAGAGACUGCUGUUCUUUUGGAGAUGUUGCAGCCCAAAGCAGAAACAAUAAGGAGGGCUUGUGAAGAUCUCCUCACAAGCCAUCGAUUGCCCAUUUUCUGUCAAUUGAUCCUCAAUGUUGGAAACUUCCUGAACUAUGGAUCUCACACAGGAGAUGCUGAUGGCUUUAAAAUUGGUACUUUGCUCAAGUUAACAGAAACAAAAGCAAACCAGACCCGUAUUACGCUGCUCCACCAUAUCUUAGAGGAAGUGGAAAAAAAUCACACUGAUUUGCUUCAGCUUCCCAAAGAUCUUGAGUGUGUUUCAAAGGCAGCUGGAAUCAAUUUGGAUGUGAUUCAUUCCGAAUCCAGCUCCAAUGUAAAGAAAUUGCUGGAACUUGAACGGAAGCUCUCAUCCUCAACUGAAGAAGUGAAAGCCCAAUAUGGAACAGCCAUUCAGGAUAGCUUAAGUGCUAACAAAAAGUUGGAGCAUGAGUUUGAACUCACUGAAGCUAAGAGAAUGGAGCUUGCCAACUAUCUCUGCGAAGAUCCAAACAAAUUGUCUUUGGAGGAUAUAUUUAAUACCAUGAAAACGUUCCGGGAUCUCUACAUCAAAGCACUAAAGGAAAACAAGGACCGAAAGGAACAAGCAGCCAAAGCUGAGAAGAGGAAGAAACAGUUGGAGGCAGAAGAAGCUAAGAGGCAGAAAGGGGAAAAUGGAAAAAUCAUUAAGAAAGGAGCUGUGAAGCAAGAGGAAGUGUGUGUUAUUGAUGCUUUGCUGGCUGAUAUACGGAAGGGGUUCCAGCUACGAAAAACAACCAGGAACAAAAAUGGCACAGACACUCCCGUGAAAACCACACCUCAGAGAGGGAAAGUGAUUGACCAAAGCAUUCAGGAUGUGAAUAACACAAAGCAAGAAGAUGUUUCAAGGAUACACAAUAACUUCCAGGACCAAACAGAAAAUGCAAAAUCUUCAGAAGGUGCUACCACAAAUGAGAAAUCUGAGAUGGCUGCUGACCCAUUAAUUUCACAGAAACCGCCUGAUGCCUUUGGAAAUGGUACGGCCCCUCCAGCCGAGCCUGAUUCUGAAAAGGCCGCUUUACAUUUCUUUGUUUUGGAGGGCAACAGAGUAGCCCCAAAUGGAACAAACUUGCAAGAGGAGGGAAAUGAUUCCCAUUCCUUUCAGGAUGCUAAUGACAAUGAUUUAGUGUUGUCUCAGUCCACUUCUUUUGUAAAGUUUACAAGUGGUGACUCAGGACAUUCAACUGGCCUGAAGAUCAAAGCUGGCCCAGUUGACUCAGGGGACCCAGCUGGUAGAACUGAACCUGAUAGCUCAUGGAACAGUUUAAAUUCAAAUGACCAGGAAAAGAGUAUUAACAGAAAAGACGAUGCAGGAGAGGAAAUACCUGGAAAGAUCAAACAGCUCACAACCUCUCAAGAAGUGGCCCUUGAAACUUUGGCACUGCCAGAAGCAUCCAAAGAAAAUGAAGACCCUUCCUCGGACUCCUUGUUGGACACUUCUCAGGAGAAGUCCUUCUCAGAAGAGCCGGUGACCGAUUCUUCAUAUUCAGCGACCGUACCUUCAGAACAAGCCCAAGCUGAAAAAGAUGGCCAGAGAAGUUCAGCAAAGCGAAAGAAGAAAAAGAGGCACAGCAAGAGCCAUUCAAUGGUUGACACUGAUUUAAAAGCGGUGGUUGAUACUGGAGAUAAAAAAACAAAAAGAGGUUGUGAGAUACAGUGAGGUGGUGCAGCAAGACAGAAAAAAUAAAAAGCAUGCUAUUCAGCAGUCAGCUAUUGGAAGAAGCCAUGGUAAUAGGGUGGAGACUAAAUUUUGUCUGGAGAUAUUUGAUAGGGAGUAAUUAAUACUCAAAUAUAUGAUAUAUCCAGACUUAAAAGCGCCCUCAGCCUGUGCCUUAUACAAAAUUCUAAUUCCAAAACAAUUUUCUGCUACUUUGGGGCCAUAGAGUCAACUCCGUUGGACAAAAUUCCUCUGCAUAAAGUGAAGGAAAUGUGAUCUAAGGAGGAGCAGGGACAAGUUGAAGCCAACAUGGUCAUCUUUUGAGUUAACACAGAAAGCACUCAAAGUUUUAUGGCACCAUCUCAUGUUUGGCUAAUGUGGCGGCUCAGGGUUAUGAUCCACCAAAGGCUGAUUUUGCAAAGAUCUGCGUUUGAGUUUUCAACUUCCUUAAAGUUGACUGUGCUAUGCAUUACACCAGGGUCAAGCAAACAAACUAUAUUGCAGAUUAUUGUGAAAAGGUGGGGGGAAAUACCUGGGGAUAUUUCUCACUCAGCUUCCUCACAUAAAAUCAGAUACGUAUCACCCUCCUGUUUUUACACAAGAGAAUUAAGAAAACUUGUCACUUGGAGGAUUACAUGACAAUGAGAUUUGUCUGUCUUAAAGAAAAGUAGAAGAAAUCCUGGUUCCACCCAUGUAGUUGAAUGCCACCUAGUGGCUAAGGUAUGCAAUUACUGUCCAUAUGAACACACAUGCAUUGGUCUACACUCCAUAAACAUUUACCCCACCCUCUUUCUCGCUACACAUACUGCAGCAUUUCUUUGCCAGAACAAUUCCUCCAGAAGUAGUAAUAUUAUGAUUAAUGCAAUCAAUUUACACUUUUUUUGUGGUGGUGAUACUAAAUGUAUUUGGGGUUAGGUAUUUUUUGUUGCUUAUAACAUUAAUGGAAAUAUUUUAGCAUUAAUAUUGGGAAUGUGCUUCCCUUUUAUCAUAAAAACUGAAGUAGUUUUUUCGUAGUUUAUAAAUACUAUUGAAAGAACCGCAGGUUUGUAAAUAGCUGUUGCCUUUUGUAUAUCAUAUGGAAGGUACAUAAUGGGAAAUUAUGAGCUCCCAACAAGUCCAGAAAAUGCCAGGUUUGAAAAAGCAAGCAUACAUUUUUGAAACAAGAAGUCAACUUUGCCUAUGUUUUAGUUAUCACAGGAUUUGAACAGAACUCAAGAAUGUAACGCAGCCAACCCUAGAUCAGUGUUUCUCAACCUUGGCAACUUUAAAAUGUGUGGCUGGGGAAUUCUGGGAGUUG